Molecule: messenger RNA, 920 nt
Organism: Penicilliopsis zonata CBS 506.65
Lineage: Eukaryota; Fungi; Ascomycota; Eurotiomycetes; Eurotiales; Aspergillaceae
Exons: 1
Coding region: 77-853 (258 amino acids)
Source: RefSeq, a predicted model, not a curated record
AGAGGCAAAGCGGCAAGAUUCAAGCAUAUAUAAUAAUCAGCUGCUCAUUUAUGAUAUCGUCCCUUGGCAAAUAAAUAUGUCUUCCGGUCAACCGGUGGUCCUGUCCAUGGAAGUGGACGAUGACGAUUCUUUUCAAAGUGAAUACCGAGUACGAAUCGGCAACCAAGUCAAAUAUCUUGUCAUCUCUCCCCAAACCUUCGAUAGAGAUACGCUUUCGUUCCCUAUUCCGUCCCUGCCGGGCCUCCCCUGGUCUGAUGAAUGGACAGUCGCCUACAUCUCACGAGACAAAGAAACGGGCGGCCUGAAGACAUCCCUUUCGAAACGGAAACUCGCGGGCGUCAAGGGUCAAUGGCAUCACACUCUGGUUGAUUGCUUAGAGGUGGAGAAGAGCAAAUCACUCACGGCCAUGGCUUACGAAGCCUCGCAUUCGAUUCUCCCAACCCCCAUGAUCGCCAAGAUCGCUCGUUUCGAAUGGGAGAUUCCUCGUAUCGAACGGGAAACAAGAGCGUAUCAGCUGCUUGAGUCUUCCGGGCUGACUCCGCGCUUCCUCGGGCAUCUCCACGAGAACGGACGCAUUAUUGGGUUUCUAUUAGAGAAAGUAGACGCUCGGCCUGCUUCUCUCCAAGAUUUAGUUGUCUGUGAAACAGCCCUGCGGAAACUCCACGCUUUGGGGUUUUUACACGGGGAUGCGAACCGAUAUAACUUUCUCGUCGGCGAAGAGGGGGUCAAACUAGUCGACUUUGAACGAGUAGAGCAGAAUGCUAGUCUAGAGAUGAUGGACAAAGAGAUGGAUAGUGUACGGAAUGAAUUGAUUGAAGAUUCGGGCCGAGGAGGGGGCUUCAUAUUCGAGUAGUCUUACCAGUAUUGUCUUAGUUAUAGAUUUGAAUAUCUAAAAAUGGAAUACAGAGGAUGAUAUAAGG